Messenger RNA from Aspergillus affinis, 1524 nucleotides. RefSeq names its product Zn-dependent exopeptidase. The transcript is spliced from 3 exons. Gene Ontology annotation, molecular function: metalloexopeptidase activity; aminopeptidase activity. Bases 1 to 1524 code for a protein of 507 amino acids. Gene Ontology annotation, biological process: proteolysis. The record is from RefSeq and is a predicted model, not a curated record. NCBI's taxonomy places the organism in Eukaryota, Fungi, Ascomycota, Eurotiomycetes, Eurotiales, Aspergillaceae.
AUGACCGGCUCUCUCAUGGCAGCGGCCCUCCUGAUGGGAGGCGCCUCUGCAGCUCAACUUCCUCUCAUCCAGCCCUCCCAGAUUCCCCAAUCCCCUCAAUUCCCGAUCCCAGCGGGUGAGAAACCGCUAGUCAGCUCCGACGCCCUACAGGAGCAGAUCGAUCCGACCAGACUGCUCCAGCGAGCCAAGACCCUCUACCACAUUGCUGAGCAAGGCUUCGAUGAAUUCAACCACCCGACUCGAGUGAUUGGCAGUAGAGGCCAUCUUGCGACCUUGGACUACAUCUACUCGACCAUCAUCGGCCUAGGCGACUACUAUACCAUCUCAAACCAAUCUUUCCCCGCUGUCACGGGCAAUGUAUUCGAAUCGCGUCUCGUGCUGGGUCAUGAGGUGCCAGAAUCGGCUCAUCCGAUGGGCCUGACGCCCGGCACGAAGAACAAGCAGCCUGUUUACGGACCCCUGAAGCUUGUCGCCAACCACGGCUGCGAGAAGUCCGACUAUCCAGACCUCACCGGUGCAAUUGCCCUGGUCAGCCGCGGUACUUGUCCUUUCGGCACAAAGUCCGAGCUGUCCGGACAGGCCGGCGCCGUCGCCGCCGUGGUGUAUAACAAUGAGAAGGGCGACCUCAGCGGCACCCUGGGGACUCCGUCGCCUGACCACGUCGCGACAUUCGGGAUCUCGGAUGCCGAUGCGGCGCCUUUUAUCAAGCAGCUGAAAGAGGGCAAGAAGGUGGACUCGAUUGCCUACAUGGACGCCACCGUCGAUACGAUCUCCACCACCAACAUCAUCGCACAGACCACGGGCGGAGAUCCCGAGAACUGUGUCAUGCUGGGCGGCCACAGUGACAGCGUGCUCGAGGGGCCUGGGAUCAACGAUGACGGAUCCGGGUCGCUGACUCUGCUGGAAGUCGCGACGCACCUGAGCCAGUUCGACGUGAACAACUGCGUGCGGUUCGCCUGGUGGGCUGCCGAGGAAGAAGGCCUGCUCGGUUCGGACUACUACGUGUCAGUCCUGAAUAAGACCGAGAAUUUGAAGAUUCGUCUGUUCAUGGACUAUGACAUGUUGGCGUCGCCCAACUUCGCCUACCAGGUGUACAAUGCCACUAAUGCCGUCAACCCGACCGGAUCGGAGGAACUCCGCGAUCUGUACACGGACUUUUACGAGGACCAUGGCGUCAACUUCACGUAUAUCCCGUUUGACGGCCGCAGCGACUACGAUGCGUUCAUUCGCAACGGCAUCCCCGGCGGCGGAAUCGCGACGGGAGCCGAGGGCGUCAAGACCAAAGAAGAGCAGGCGAUGUUUGGUGGUGUCGCAGGCGACUGGUUUGAUCCCUGCUAUCAUCAGAUCUGUGACACUGUGGACAACUUGAACCUGACCGCUUGGGAGUUGAACACGAAGCUGGUUGCCCAUACAGUGGCUACGUUCGCACGCUCCUUCGAGGGUUUCCCCGAGCGAUCGACCUUGGAGAGCACUUCCGUUGAGCGCGAGGAGUUCAAAUACCACGGGCAUAAGCUGCAGAUGUAA